Messenger RNA from Microthlaspi erraticum, 726 nucleotides. The record is from the annotation of a GenBank genome assembly. Lineage: Eukaryota; Viridiplantae; Streptophyta; Magnoliopsida; Brassicales; Brassicaceae.
AUGUUCAUCACUCCCAAAGUUCCUCUUAAUUCCUUCCGUCACCACGUCUUCGCCGAUAAGCGUAAUUUCAUGGGAGUGCCAAAUACAUUGAAUGUGAUGACCAACUUCCCCUUUCUAAUUAUUGGUGUUCUCGGCUUCGUUCUCUGCAUUGGAGGAAGCUUCUUCAAUAUAAGUUUGAAAGGUGAGAUCUGGGGAUGGACACUGUUCUACGCAAGCAUUUCAAGCUUGGCCUUUGGCUCUGCUUUUUAUCAUCUCAAACCUGAUGACAACAGAAUGAUCUUUGACACUCUGCCUAUAAUGACUGCAUAUUCGUCUCUUUUCUCUAGUUUUUUGGUUGAGAGAGCGGGAGAGACAGUGGGACUUAGUUGCCUCGUCUUGCUUCUAUUCAUAUCAUUUCUCAGCGUUGGUUACGCCAGAGUGUUUAAUGAUCUCCGGUUAUGCAUGACGUUCCAGUUGAUUCCCUGCCUUGCGAUUCCCGUCAUGGCGGUUUUGUUACCUCCCAAGUAUACUCACUCUAAGUUCUGGCUCUGCGCAACAGCGGCUUACGCUAUUGCAGAGAUUGAAGGACUUGCAGACAACAAAAUAUACAAUGCGAAUCGAUAUAUCAUCAGUGGACAUUCGCUGGGGCAUUUGUGUAGAGCCUUGGCUACGGUUUUACUCACCGUUAUGCUUUUGAAUCGGAGCAUUCGGUUUCAUAGAUUAGGUGAUCUCAAAGGACAUCCUUGA